Molecule: messenger RNA, 1897 nt
Organism: Physella acuta
Lineage: Eukaryota; Metazoa; Mollusca; Gastropoda; Physidae
Source: RefSeq, a predicted model, not a curated record
UGUAACUUAGUAAGUAGGCCCCUAGAUCUAGAGAAAUCUAGCCAAGUCACCUCCUACACUUGCUUUAAAAUGGCUUUAAAGCUUGACCCCCCUUGCUCAUCCAAACCAAAGUGUGUGCCUCCUGUGAGGAAAUCGGCCUGCCCUGGAGGCUGCAAGCCUGGCUACUGUUUGAACUCACUUUGUCAACACCAUUUGCACAUUAACGCUCAACCCACAUGGAACCCGGAGCUACAAAAGCAAAUGGAGUUUGAGCAGCUCUGCCUUAAAGAAGCAAUGAAGAAGCAAGAACAAAAGGAAAGGUAUGAGUUUCUUAAAAGGGAGAGAGAACUCAUGGGUAUGAAGGAACCAUCAGAAGAAGAAAAGAAUAAAGUGUCAUUGUAUUCUAAGGGAAGUAAUAAAGAUACAGAAGAGCAAAUUCUAAAACACUGUCCUCCUAUUGACUUUAGCAAAAUUAAGGCACAAGAAGCAAAGAAAACCAUGCGACCCCCUGCUCGUCCCCUCUGUAUGCUAGAUGUACCUCACUUUGCUCCACUUGAAAAUGACUACAAUGAUUUAUCCAACUAUCUGCGCAUAUCAACAAUGCCUGGAUAUAGUAAUACUAAUGUGGUCAGCCAAUAUAUUGAUACACAUAACAUGUCAGUUUGGAACAAUCGUAAAGAUGUGGGUCCUCAGGUCUAUAAGAUGACUCGUGACUGGCUUAGCAUCUGGUCAACCUGCAAUGUUAAAGAGCAGCUCUGGAGGAAGGCGUGGGCAGAGAAGUAUUCUGGGACUUCUAGUAAAUAGUCCAUUAUCAGGCUUGGAUGGUUAUGUGCAGGAGAUUCAUCUACACGGUGUUAAUUUAUUAAAUUUGAUACUGUACUCUCCGUCGACAUGAUCAAAUAGUUCUUUUAGAUGAGUAGUUAAUUUGUGAUGACAUUAUAUUAAAACUGUAAAGGUAGGUUUUUUUCUUCUGUCUUUAGACUUUGUUAACUUUAUUUGGUGCAAAACAAUAUGUACAAAAAUCACCAAAAAAAAAAAACAAGAAUAGCGCCAAAUGUAUAAUUUAAAUAGUGCUAGUUAGUCUCAAAUCUAUUAGUUUGCUUGAUCCUGUUAGAAUCAUGCUGCUAUAAUAUAAUUAUUGGUGAAGAAAAAUACAUUUUUUAACAGUUAGCUCAGAACAUUUAAAUAAUUUUAACAGGUAGCUCAGAACAUUUCAAUAAUUUUAACAGUUAGCUCAGAACAUUUCAAUAAUUUAAAAAAUAAAAUAAAUUAGCAUGAAGAUGUCUAACAUUAAAGCUGUUAGAUAAAAUAUAUAUUUUUUUGCCUUCCAAAUAAGUCCUUUACAGUAAUUUAUAUUCCUAUUUCCUUACUUUUCAAAACUACCCAGUUGUAAUGGUGCUCUUUUAGAUAGUAAAAUUGGUGAGUGCAUGCUGCAUAGCCUCAACCUUGUAAGGGUGGUUGUUACUUGUUCAGUGUGUGGGAAAUAAAGGGUUGACCAUCUCAAACACUGAAUCAAGUGGUAGCUCCCAGUUGUGGAGAAGAACAAUAAUCAUAACUUGAAUUUUUUUUAGGUUGGCUAAUUGAAGUAGGAUUUAUUUAUUAUGAUGUUUAAAUCAUAGCCAAAGAUGAACAAGCUUAACCAAAUAUUUUUUAAAAAGAUGAAGUAUUUAGCUUAACCAAAUAUGUUUAAAAAGAUGAAGUAUUUAAACGUUUUACAGUAUUAUCAGUAUUCUUUAAACAGUAUUGAUAUUUAUUCAAAGGCUCAAUGUGUGGGCCCUGUCAUGUUGUUGCUUUAAAAUAGAAAUGAUAUUAUUUUUACAGAUUUUAUACAUAUAUUUUUACAUCUAUAUUCCAUAUUGCGUUACAAUAAUUUUCUUUAUUAAUAACAAGUUGAAUAUUAAAAAUGUUUAUUUUUAAA